AGAAGUCCUGCCUGCCAGGCCCCAGGCACUGCUGCUGGGCUCAGCCUGCUCUUAUUAUGAAGAGAAUUCUUCCUUGUUUUCAAAAAUGAAACUCUUCGCUGCUCUCCCUAUUGUGCAUUCUUCACUUUGAAAUGCAGAAGAAGCAAGUCUGAAGCUGCUGUUGAGACCAGGGGAAACUGGAGACUUCUUUCAGGACAUUUGGUGCUCAACCCAGGUCCACUCUGUGUUUCUAAGAGCACAGUGAGGCUGCUGGAGAAUCAGAACCUCCUGAGUCAGAAGAGUGAUAAGCAAUGAGUUCCAAGCAGCAGCUUGUGAAGCUAAACGAUGGUCACUUCAUUCCAAGACUGGGAUUUGGCACAUAUAAACCUGAAGAGGUUCCUGAAAAUAAGCCACUGGAGGCUAUAAAUUUAGCUAUCGAGGCUGGGUACCGCCAUAUCGAUACUGCUUAUGUGUAUCAAACAGAAAAGGAUGUAGGGCAGGCUAUUCGAAGCAAGAUUGCAGCUGGUCUUUUGAAGAGAGAAGACAUAUUCGUCACUACAAAGCUUUGGUGUACUUUCCAUAGACCAGAGCUGGUUCAAUCUAACUUGGAAAAAUCAUUGAAAAACCUUCAACUGGAUUAUAUUGACCUCUAUAUUAUUCAUUACCCAGUGCCUAUGAAGCCAGGAGAGGAUCUGUUUCCAGUAGACGAACAUGGGAAAGCAUUAUUGGACACUGUGGAUAUCUGUGCCACAUGGGAGGUCAUGGAGAAGUGUAAGGAUGCAGGAUUGGUCAAGUCCAUCGGGGUGUCCAACUUUAAUAGCAGGCAGCUGGAGAAAAUCCUGAAUAAACCUGGGCUUAAGUACAAGCCUGUCUGCAACCAGGUGGAAUGUCAUCUUUACCUGAACCAGAGCAAGCUGUUAAACUACUGCAUGUCAAAGGACAUUGUUUUAGUUGCCUACUGUGCUCUUGGAUCUCAACGACCUAAGCGAUGGGUGGACCCAAGUUCCCCAGUUCUCUUAAAUGAUCCAGUUCUUUGUGAAGUGGCAAAAAAGCACAAGCAAAGUCCAGCCCAGGUUGCUCUUCGUUACCAUCUUCAACGAGGAAUUGUGGUCCUUGCCCAGAGUUACAAAGAAAAUGAGAUAAAAGAGAACUUACAGGUAUUUGAAUUUGAGCUGCCUUCAGAGGAUAUGAAAAUCCUAGAUGGCCUGAAUAGAAAUUUAAGAUAUGCACCUGCUCCAUUUGGGGAGGGCCACCAAGAAUACCCCUUUUCUGAUGAAUUUUAGUGUGGAGGCCUGUGACAUGACUUCUAUCCCAAGUCUUGGGAUAUAUGGACACUGAUGUGGGUGACAUCAGAGAUGCUGUCAAUUGAACAUCACUUCUGCUCAAUCUGAACUGCUUAACAAUGCAACUUCAUCUAGAGCUGGGCCCACCAGUCCACCAUAACUCAUUAAACUUUCAUUAUGUUUUGAAAUAAUGAUAA
Messenger RNA from Cricetulus griseus (Chinese hamster), 1459 nucleotides. The record is from RefSeq and is a predicted model, not a curated record. NCBI's taxonomy places the organism in Eukaryota, Metazoa, Chordata, Mammalia, Rodentia, Cricetidae.